This is a messenger RNA of Phanerochaete carnosa HHB-10118-sp, 1143 nucleotides long. RefSeq lists its product as uncharacterized. The transcript has 3 exons. Gene Ontology annotation, molecular function: oxidoreductase activity. NCBI's taxonomy places the organism in Eukaryota, Fungi, Basidiomycota, Agaricomycetes, Polyporales, Phanerochaetaceae. The record is from RefSeq and is a predicted model, not a curated record. Bases 171 to 1019 code for a protein of 282 amino acids.
GGCUUACAGAGCAGACUCUGCUGACUGAUCUUUCCGCAGAGUGGUGAGACUACUAUAUAUACGAGUCUCAGAACUGCUCCUGGCUCCCCAGCUUCACCGUCUCAACGUCAUAUCACUCGCAUCUACAGCUUCAGCUAGUACAGCCCCUCGACAAACUUCAAUCAAUCAGUAUGACUGUCGCAGUUCUCGCUCCUCAUGACGUCCCCACCAGUCUGAACUAUUACACUCCUGACCCAACGUCCGACGAGACGCCCUACCAGUAUGUUUACGAUCCCCCAGCCGGGAAGAAGAGCAACAACAUCGGUGCAGAGCCACACGACGUCGUCAUUCGCGAUGCCCGCGGCAAGGAGAAAGAGUACGGCCUCUCUCUCGACACGUCCGGCUUCCAGUUCGUCGAUCACGUGAGCCAGGAGAAGGAGUUCGACGACGAGGAGAGGAUUCAGACCGCAUACUACAAGGAGGUAGAGGAGCUGCUAAAGAAGGAGGUUGGUGCGAAGAGGGUCUUUGUCUUCGACCACACCAUUCGUCGCAAGCCGGACCAUCCUAACCCAGAGGGCAAGCUCAUUCGUGGCCCAGUCGAGCGUGUUCACAUCGACCAGACUUUCGACGCCUCCGUCGCGCGUGUCCACCGCCACCUCGGCGAGGACGCUGAACGCCUCCUGAAGGGGCGCGUUCGCAUCAUCAACGUCUGGCGUCCCAUCCACCACCCAGUGGCGCACAAGCCGCUUGCAGUCUCGGACUGGCGCCACCUUGACACCGAACACGAUCUUGUCCCCAUCCGCUUCAUCUAUCCUGACCGAGUUGCAGGCACCUUCUCCGUCCGCUACAACCCGGACCACAAGUGGUACUAUCUCUCCAACCAGACUCCGGAAGAGGUCACCCUCAUCAAGUGCUACGACUCGGAGGAGAACCGGGCGCGUCUUACUCCGCACACCGCGUUCCUGGACAAGACUAGUCCGAAGGAUGCGCCCCACCGGGAGAGCAUUGAGAUUAGGUGCUUGGUGUUCGAUACCGAGUAGAGGCUAAGCACGAGCGAUUCACAACUUGGAUGUGCUCGGGUGUACUUCUAGCUUGUAUCCUGUUAACUGUGUGUUGCGUGGUACUGGAACAUUGAAUUUAAUCAGCAUGUUUGCAUCGAGACGG